Messenger RNA from Eublepharis macularius, 1133 nucleotides. It is a transcript of the gene EEF1D, whose product is annotated as eukaryotic translation elongation factor 1 delta. Gene Ontology annotation, cellular component: eukaryotic translation elongation factor 1 complex; cytosol. Gene Ontology annotation, molecular function: guanyl-nucleotide exchange factor activity; translation elongation factor activity. Gene Ontology annotation, biological process: translational elongation. NCBI's taxonomy places the organism in Eukaryota, Metazoa, Chordata, Lepidosauria, Squamata, Eublepharidae. The transcript has 9 exons. The record is from RefSeq and is a predicted model, not a curated record. The coding region runs from base 115 to 1080 and encodes 321 amino acids.
CGCGUGCGCUCUCUCUUUUCUCAGGCCGAGGCCGGGUGGACUGAGGGCGCUGCUUGGGCCUGCCUUGCUCCGGGGUCCUGCCUUGACCGCCUCCUUCUCCCGGGCGCUGUAAAAAUGGCAACCAACUUCCUUGUGCAUGAGAAGAUCUGGUUUGACAAGUUCAAGUACGAUGAUGCCGAGAGGAGAUACUAUGAACAGAUGAAUGGUCCAAUUUUCAGCCCUUCAUGCCAGCAGGAGAACGGAGCCAGCACGAUCCUACGCGACAUUGCCAGAGCCAGGGAGAAUAUCCAGAAGUCGCUGGCCGGACUCAAGACAGUUUUGCAAAAACCCCAGGAAGCCCCUCCUGCGCGUCGCAAGAAGCAGUCGGGUCGUGCGACUAGUGCAAGCAGCACCUCUUCGGCAGGGCCCUCUGGAGACCAAAACGAGCUGGUUGCCAGGAUCGUCAGUCUGGAGGCGGAGAAUCAGAGCCUUCGUAGUGUGGUUACAGAGCUCCAGCUUGCCAUCUCCAGAUUGGAAACUCGCCUGUGUGUACUGGAAAAGGCAUCUACCUCUCAUCACCCUUCUCCGACACCACCCACCCAGCAUGUCACCCCCAUGAAGAAAGCGGAGCCGUUUCCCGCUCCCUUGAGGAAAGUAGAGCUGCCUGCGGCUUCGCUUGCAAAACGGGCGGACUCUCCUGCUGCCGAGGACGAGGACGAUGACAUUGACCUUUUUGGCAGUGACGAUGAGGAGGAGGAUCAGGAGGCUGCCAGGGUCCGGGAAGAGCGGCUCCGGCAGUACACGGAGAAGAAGUCCAAGAAGCCGGGCCUGAUUGCCAAGUCCUCCAUCCUCCUGGAUGUCAAACCCUGGGAUGACGAAACGGACAUGGCCAAGAUGGAGGAACGCGUCCGAACCAUUCAGAUGGAUGGUCUGGUCUGGGGAGCCUCCAAACUGGUCCCGGUGGGCUACGGCAUCAAGAAACUCCAGAUCCAGUGUGUGGUGGAGGAUGACAAGGUUGGAACAGAUAUACUGGAGGAGGAGAUCACCAAAUUUGAAGACUACGUACAGAGUGUUGACAUAGCUGCUUUCAACAAGAUUUAACAGCAAACCUUUACACUUUCUAAAGCAAAUAAAAGGUCAAGAGUUGGAGAGCA